Molecule: messenger RNA, 7191 nt
Organism: Electrophorus electricus (electric eel)
Lineage: Eukaryota; Metazoa; Chordata; Actinopteri; Gymnotiformes; Gymnotidae
Gene: b4galnt4a
Product: beta-1,4-N-acetyl-galactosaminyl transferase 4a
Cellular component (GO): Golgi cisterna membrane
Molecular function (GO): acetylgalactosaminyltransferase activity
Source: RefSeq, a predicted model, not a curated record
AGUGGGACUGACCAUUAACGGGCUCCUCCCAAGUUUGGUUGCCCGGCAGCGUCAUGGAUGCUCAAUUGAUGAGCGAAAGGAACGAGAGUGGGGCUGCCCGCAGGACUGGAGCGAAGACUCCUCGGAUUUGGAGGAUUGACAGUAAAUUCGGUUUUUUUUGGCGGGGGGGGGGAGAGCUACACGAACUGGAGGUAUCACUCUAAAUUGCGUUGCAUGAAAUAAACCACGCGAGGGGCAGUGCGAUUGUAAGGAGCGCGUGCAUGGAAACAUGUUUCGGGGGGGCUAGCAGGGAUGUAGCUUUCCAGCGGCGUUAGAUUGUUAUUGUUUCUGGUAGAGUGUUUUGCGAAUAUGGCAAGGAGGGUGUAACAGUGAAGUAUACAUGCAUGCGAUUUGGUAAACCUUUCCGAAGGAAGUAAAACCCUCGCGAAGGCGCACGCAGACGUUGCAUCGCAGGUUCGUAGCUCCGCUCUUCGCGAGCCGGGUUGUCGGUUUCUCGCGGUGUUCAUUUGAUCAGAUGAUUCAGUGACUUAUUUAUAUAUCGACUUUCAGUGACCCUUCUAAUCAAUCAUAGACUACGAGGUGAGAGUAGCACCUAUGUGACGACUUUUGAUAUCUUAUGCCCUAUGGUAGACAUUAUUUGAAACUAUUUUAGGCUUCACUUGAGAAAUAGUACACGUUAACAUGUGAAAUAUCGAAGUCCAGUACCUAAUGCAGAUUAGAAAGACCAAGUGAUAUAUUUGACGAUCUUCAUAUUGUAUGCAGAGCCAUGGCGGCUACAUGUAAGAUGUGGUAAAUAUAGGUUCCUUGACAUUUAAUUAGAAUACAAUUAUCAGAAAUAAUUUAUUUUAUACAGUUGGCUGACAUAAAAAAAAGAUUUGUAUGUAUUUGUAUUUAAAUUAAACACAAUAUUAGAUAUAGCAUAGUCUAAUGCUUUGGUAACAGUUAAUACGGUCGUGGCAGCUAUUUUAGUGCAAAUUAACCCUGAAAUGCGCUUGCACAGCCAAAGAUGUAACGGUCAUUUAAGUUAAGGUGCCGUAAAAGAGACCGCGAUGUAGACCCGCAGAGCGAAAUAGGAAACCACGAUGUUAAAAGUUGAAGGUCUGACGCGUCGCUGGAGGACACCAAAGCCGGGGGGGAUGAUCCCUGUCAGAGUGCUUGUUAGAAUAAUCGGCGCUGCGGUGUCGGCGAGGCAAGAGUGAAAGCGGAUUUCACGAGAUUAGUGGCGGGCUGCUAUUUUGUUCGUAGAGAAUUGCGUACUGGUCUUUUUUUACGCACUUGAACUGUCAUUGCGCAUGGCGACGCGAUAAAACCUGCAAUCUCAGAAACUCGACAGUGUGGUCUAUAUAUUUGGCCGUCAAAAGAGCAACAACAACAAAAAAGAAAUGGCUUGACCACCCACAACAGCUGAAUCUGUUUUCAACAGAGUGUAAACUACGAACGUAUUGGUCUGACCUGUGAAAGUUCACAGUUUUCAACUGGUAAUGACAUUGAUUUCAAGACUGGUGCGCCGGAAUUUAGCCGGACAUUGUCUGUGAGCGCACUCGGCGUUUACGAGCGAUCUGUUGAGCACCCGACAGCUUUCCGAUUUUCCUGCGGGUGAUGAUGAUACGAGGAUGCUGCGCCUCCCGGUGAAGAAAAUACGGAAGCAGUUCAAACUGCUCCUGUUGCUGGUUCUGCUGACGUUCGCCGUGUGGUUUACAUACCUGCACAUCAACCAGGGCAAGUCCAUCAAACUCCACUUCAGCUACGGCAAAGAUGGAGAGAGGCAAACGGAGGGAACCGACACCAGUCGUAAGAGGGACACGCGCUCCUCGGACAGCAGUCGCAAGAGUGAGGACACCAGCGACAGCCAUGAGGAAGACGCAGCGGAGGAUGAGCUCCAUACUGGCGGCUCUGACAGCAGAGACCAGCCUCAGAUCCGGAAGUUUCUCUCCCAGAAGCACAAGAAGUUGCCAUGGAAACCUGAUUUCAAGGGUCAGGCCAACCUUCACGUGUUUGAAGACUGGUGUGGCUCCUCCAUUGCUCAGCUCCGAAAGAACCUUCAUUUCCCGCUCUUCCCUCAUACAAGGACCACAGUGAAGAAACUGGCCGUAGCUCCGAAAUGGAAAAACUACGGCUUGAGGAUGUUUGGAUACCUUCAUCCGUACAAAGAUGGGGACUUCCAGUUCGCAGUGGCCUCUGAUGACAAUUCAGAGUUCUGGCUGAGUUCCGACGACAGUCCGCUCAACGCCCGUCUUUUGGUGUACGUGGGCCAGCUGGGGUCAGAGUGGACAGCACCAGGGGAAUUUACCAAGUUCAGAUCUCAGGUUUCCAAGUCUGUCCAUCUUAUUGCCUCCAGAAGAUACUACUUUGAGGUUCUCCACAAGCAAGAUGACAAGGGAUCCGACCACGUGGAGGUUGGGUGGCGCCCUUUUCUGCCAGGCUUGAAAUAUGAGGUCAUCGAUUCUGCCUACAUCUCGCUGUACACAGAGGAGAGCAGCCUGAAGAUGAACAGCGUGGAUCACAUCCCCCAGACGCUGGCCAGCCACGGGCCAAUCCCGGCGGAGGGGCGGGCCGGCCGGCCGCACGGCGCCGACAUGCUGAAACCUGACCCGCGCGACACCUUCUUCAGGACGCCCAUGAUAGACCCUGCCCGGCUGGAGAACGUGCUGCCCCCUUGUCUCUACUCGCCCACAUACGUGGUCAAAGACUUCCCCAUCGCCCGCUACCAGGGCUUACAGUUUGUGUAUUUGUCCUUCGUCUACCCCAAUGACUUCACGCGACUAACGCACAUGGAGAGGGAGAAUAAGUGUUUCUACCGCGAGUCGCCCAUAUAUCUGGAGAAGUUUGGCUUUUACAAAUACAUGAAAAUGGAUGAGGAAGAAGAUGACAGGCCGUUUUUCUUCCCAAACCCUGAUGAUUUUCUCGAAGAGGAGGAAGGCGUGGAUCCCGAGGACGAAGCCGAGAUCGUCGGCACGCCGCCAUCGAGGAGGCCAAUCCGGCCCAGCCAGUCCAGCUCCUCCCAUAAGCCAGGCUCCAUGUCAACGAGGACGGAGGUAGAGGUGGAGCAGAAGAACCCAGCCCAGAGGAGGGAACAAAGCCAAGCCUUCCGCGGGGAGGAGCCAGCAGACAGGAGGGAAGGGGUGGGGCGGAAUGACCCCGAUGAACAGGUCGAGCCGGUAGAGAACGCGGACUCCCCGGGUGAGAACAUAAAGGGUGGGCGCGCACUCUCCUGGAUCCAGACAGAGCCGGAGGGGCUGACGAGACGUGGCUGGUCGGAGGCCCACGCUCCGAAACUCAGCAGGCGCUCCCUGCUGUUCCCCCAGAAGUCCUCCCUGGUGGCACUCACCAACCGAGCCAAGCAGAUCCUCACCAACUCCGCCCAUGCCGGCCGCCCCGCCCCCGGCCGCGCCGGCCGGCCGAGCGCCAACAAGGAGCACAAGAAGGAGGACGAAGUGAUCUACGUCACCAGGCCCCGUCCAGGCCGGGAGAAGAAGAGCCCCGUCUCACGGCAGCCUCGCGAGGUCUUCCCCGGGGUCUUUCUCUAUCAGAACGGUAAAACCACCAGGCUGGUGAACCUGAGCUCUAAGCCCAGGAUAAGUCAGGGCGUCUUAGGUGCAUCGCAGCUGCUAGGAAGGCCCCCUCUCCGGGAAAGCAGGGCCAAUUUCACCUCCGGCAGGCGGAACGCGGCUCACCAGGCUCCCAGCAGGCCGGCCGUUCCGGGCCGCACCGAGAAGGCGGCGCACGGGAAAACGCCCCCCCCCUCUGCCCGACGGCUCCCUCCCAUCCCCACCCCUCCCAUCCCCACCCCUCCCACCUUCGACCCCUCCCGGAGCGCGCUCCCCACCGACGCGCCCCGCGUUACCUCCUACCUGCGCACCUCCGAGAUCACCGAGUCACAGCCGCGGCAGAGGGAGGCGGAGCCUGAGCGCGAGGAGGAGGGCGGCCUGUCCGAGUACAGCUACGAGGAAGCGGAGCCCCGCCCUGGCUGGACAGAGGAGGCCAUCAACUGGCAGAGGACGUUCUCGGUCAACAGCAUGGACUUCGAGACGCUGCGCUCCGACUGGAACGACCUGCGCUGCAACGUGUCGGGGAACCUGCAGCUGCCCGAGAGCGAGGUGGUGGACGUGCUCGCGCAGUACAUGGAGAGACUCAACGAGCGGAACGGAGGCAUCUUCACCCUCUUGCGCAUCGUAAACAUGGAGAAGAGGCGGGACUCGGCACGGGGGAACCGCUACCUGGUGGAGCUGGAGCUGAUGGAGCGCGGGCGCAGCGUGGUGCGCCUGUCCGAGUACGUCUACCUCCUUCUGCACCACGGCCGGCUGGAGGACAGCCUGGAGGUCAGCGACGUGGCCGUGGCCUCGCCCUCUGCCGCCACGCCCGCUCCCUCGCCCCGGGCCCUGGGCGCCGGGGCUCACGCCACCCCGCAGGCGGGUACUGCCGAUGCCAAGCCUCUGCUCUGCCAGCCUGUCUUGCUGCAGUGGAGGAGAGACGUCAUGGUUCAUUUUGUGGUGCCGGUGAAGAACCAGGCUCGCUGGGUCCAGCAGUUCAUCACCGACAUGGAGUUCCUCCACCGUGAGACCAGAGAUGAGAACUUCAACAUCAUAAUUGUGGACUUCCAGAGUGAUGACAUGGACAUAGAGCAGGCUCUGAGAGAGAGCUCUGUGCCCCGGUACGACUAUCUCAGGAGGGAAGGCAAUUUUGAACGCUCGUCGGGGUUGCAAAUUGGAGUGGACACUAUUGAGGACAGUCACAGCAUUGUGUUCCUGUGUGACCUGCACAUCCACUUCCCCCUGAACAUCCUGGAGAGCAUCAGGAAACACUGUGUGGAGGGCCGACUUGCCUUUGCCCCCAUUGUCAUGAGACUGGGCUGUGGGAGCUCCCCCCAAGAGCCAGAUGGGUACUGGGAGGUGAACGGCUUCGGCCUGUUUGGAAUCUAUAAGUCAGACUUUGACAAGAUUGGCGGCAUGAACACGGAGGAGUUUAAGGACCGGUGGGGAGGCGAGGACUGGGAGCUGCUCGACAGAGUUUUGCAGAACGGCUUGGAGGUGGAGAGGCUGCGGUUGCGGAACUUCUUCCACUACUACCACUCCAAGAGGGGCAUGUGGAACUCCCAGAUAAAGAAGACCCCCAAGAGCUAGAGAGGGAGGGGCCGAGGACAGCGAGAGGGCCCGGCGCGGACGUGCGGCCCAGCUCCCGGGGCUCCACGCAGGGCCCUGUUCCUCCUGCGUUCCCCGGUGAGAGGACGUCAGUGACGGCCUGGCUAGCUUUUUGAGUUCUUCGGCCCAACCCAUGGGAGUAAAAGAGACUUUUCUUUCCCCAUUAUGUGUGGGAGCGUGUGUGUGUGUGUGUGUGUGUGUGUGUGUGUGUGUGUGUGUGUGUGUGUGUGUGUGUGCGUGUGCGUGUGUAGGAGUGGGUGCACGCACGUGUUUCUCUGUGUGUGUAGGAAUGUGUGUCUGUGAAAGAGUUAUUCCUUGAUGGUUGGAAGAGGAUAUUUCUUUCUUUUUUUUAAAAAACAAUUGAGGUAACCAAACCUGGAGGUUUAUACUUCGAAAGGGAGGUACAGAUGUGCAGAGAGUGCAGUCUGCCUGUCCUGCUAGCGGUGGAAGCUACAGGAGGGAUCUCAUUAAGUGUGCUGCUUAAUGUGUGACUCAUCACGACAUUAAUGAUGAAGGUAACUGUGUACAAGCUUAGCUGUGUGGGUGUGGCAGUGCUUACGUAUGUCCUUUUAAGAGUUUUUUAUGUUAUUACAACACUGAUUCCUGAUGAAGUGCAGGCAAAUAUUUAUGUAUUCUUGACGCAUUUAAAUGUCCUAAUAUUUGCCAUGUCCAGCAGAAGGGGACACUGAAUACUGAUAAAGAUGCACUAGUGUUGUAGGUGACAAAGCUGCUUUCUUUCCCUUGUAGACACUGAACAGCCUGCUGGCUAGUCCUUAUAGUCAUUUUAUCCUGCUGACAGUUCAACCAUUAACCCUCAGGCUCCCAACCGAACCCAAGAGGUGGGACCUGCUGAGAAACACAGCUCUGCUUUUCUGUUGGUCCUUCUGCGGAUUUGUAUUUUAUCUUUUGAGGCAUUUCAGGCUACUUGUGACGAUUAGAUGGGGUACCAGGUCUUAGAGAACUCGUUUCUCUGACGCAAAUGAUCAGACUGGGUACUGAGUGUUGGGAGAUUCUUUUUUUCCCUGAUGCAGGUGGCAACAGCUUCCAGUGGAGGGCAAAUUCUUCUCAGAAUGCUUUUUUUUUACUUCGCAGUAUAUUCGUUUGACCCAGAGUACUGACAUAGGAUCCGCUUUAAUCUUUCAUUUCCUAAUAAAUAAAUGUAUAUAUUGAAAGGAAGCUGAUGCAAGAUCAGUACUCUGAGCCACUUUUAUAGGCUACAUGAUGUGUCAAGUUCUGGGUUUAACCUUGCUCUGAGAAACGGCCUGAGACUCUGUCCGUCGUCGUAGUAUUCCCCUAUAGAGACUUUGCGGCGGGACAAAGUUACUGUCCCCCAUGUGUGCCUUUAUUUAAGGUGUUUUUUUCUGGGCUGCCUGUCAUAAGCUGGAUUUACAUGUGUCGAGUCAUUCUGAAUGGAAGAGUCCAGAAAGCCUCGUACCGUACAGCUGAGAUGCAGGGGAGAGAGGGGCUUGGAGAUUCGUAGGGAAACGUAGGCAUCACUGGAAUUAUCUGGGAACCGCCAAUGCAGUAACUCGUGCCCGACACUUCCAAGGUAAGCAGUGUUUCCAAGGUGGGCAGCAUCUACACUGAUUAAUGGUUCAGGGACUAAGGGUGCAGAGAACUGAUCAGCACAUCCUCUGUGCUCUUCCAUGCAGUACCACUUCGUUUAAAAAAAACUUAAAUUCUAGUUCCGUUUUACACACUCUGUGUGUGUGUGUGUGUGUGUGUGUGUGUGUGUGUGUGUGUGUGUGUGUGUGUGUGUGUGUGUGUGUGUGGACAAGUAACGUCACAUCUCCUACUGCUGUCAGCCCCACGUUCGAGGUUUUGUCAUUCACGCCGAGCCCUCUUUGGUCUGGCCCAAGCCAGUCCAUGAUUCUAACACUCCUGGGAGACUCUGUGUCAGGAACCAGAAGAAGAGAGCUGACUUUAAACAGGGAUCUACAUUCCAAAGUAAUUUCUGUGAAAUUGCUGUGUAGAAAAAUUUAUGAAUGUAUUGUAUUAUUUUUAUUUUCAGCCUUUUGUUUUUUUGAAAAAUAAAGUUUUAUGCUGAACCAAA